Molecule: messenger RNA, 1888 nt
Organism: Paramecium pentaurelia
Lineage: Eukaryota; Ciliophora; Oligohymenophorea; Peniculida; Parameciidae
Source: the annotation of a GenBank genome assembly
AUGAUUGGUUUACCUUUCCAUAAAUGGAAGUUGAAUUUUUAUGAUCCUAACUUUGAAGCAGAAUUUGAAGUCCAUUAAAACAAAAUUAGACUUAUAUCAUUUCAAAUGAUUAACUUAUUGAUUUCAGUAGCAGCUCUUAUUUGUUUAAUAACAUUUGUAAUUCAAUAGCAGCCAAUUCAACUAAUAAUAAUUAUGAUUGGAGUAUUAGGAGGUUGCUUUUUUAUGCUUAUAAUUGCCAAGAAAUUAGAACCUUAUUUAAGAUAAAUAUUCUCAUUUUAUUAUGUUUGGAGCCUAUCUACAAAUAUUUUAAUCGCUUUGAGUGGAUUAGAUAUGUAUUACUUAAUUCAUAUUCAAGACCUACCUUUGUACUUGGAUUUAAUACAUGUUGUUUAGCUAUUGGUACUAUGUAAUAUAGCGAUAACAGAUUGAAAAUAGUUUAUACAAUUAUCACUCCUUUUAUACUACUAGGGGUUUUUGAUAAUUAUAAAGUCAGUCAAAUGCAUUUUGUAUUUUAAACAAUUGCUUGUGUUGUUUGUAUUGGAAUUUGGACAUAUAUGCAGGAAUAUACAGCACGUUUAGCAUUUUCACUGAAUUUAAUUGCCAACAAAUAAAAGUAAUGAAAUCUUUAUAUUAUAGAGAUCUCAUCAAUGAAUUUAUAAAUGAUGCUAUGUUUGGUGUCAGUGUUGAUUCUAGAACAAGAUAAUUUAUAUUAGAAUUUUAAAACAAAAAAUUUGAAGAAAGCAUGAAUAUUAAAGAAACUGAAUAGAUGAAGAUUUUUCUAAGGUCUUGUUAUUUAGUUAUAAAGAACUAAGAGAGUCAAAAAAGAUUAAUAGAAAAAGGAAUUUAAAAAGGAAUAAAAUUAGAAGAAUAUUUAUUUAGAAGAAUUAAAUCAGUUUUUGAACCAAUUUAAUAAGAUAUUGAUAAUGAAAUUUAAAUAAUGUAUCAUAAUUUAAUUACUGAUUAAAUAAUAGGAAUGAAAAUUUUAUUAAAGUAAAUGAAUUUUGGAAAGCCAAUUAUAAUAGGAAUAAUAAAAUCUGAACAAGUAUAAGAUUUAAUAGGAGAGCAUUAAAAAUAAAUAAAAGAACACUAAAAACUAAUUAUUAAUUUUUCAACUUAAAUUGUAUCACAAUAAGAAAAUUUAUAUAAAUAAAUAAAGAAAACUAAAUUAAUAAAUCUUAAUCAAUAUGAAUAAAUAAUGAGUUUAAAGUGUUUAAACUUAUCAAUAAUAAAUUACAUUAGGAAUUAUAUAUUUUAUUUUUAAAGAAAUAAAAUUUCUACUCAAUAAUAAACUUAUGAAAAGUUUUAGAUUCAUGAUUAUCUUAAUAUAAUUUAAAAAUAUUAUGAAUCUUUAGCAUCUUAUUAUAAGUUGAAAUUUAAUAUUUUUAAUUAUGUUGAUAAAAAUUGUCAAAUAAAUAUCAAUACCAAAUAUUUAACAUAAAUUUUAAUUAAUAUCUUUGAAUAGAUUGCUAAAUAAUCAAAUUAUAUCAAUAAGGUUACUCUUAAAAUUGUUGAAGAAUUUACUUUAUAGGAUUAAGUUUUAGAAACAAAAAGAAAAGUUGAGGAUUCAUAAAGUGGAUCAAAGUAAAUAAUAGAUUUUAAAUUAAUUCAAUUCUAAUUUAAUGUUGAAAGUACAUAAUUAUUAUAAUUAUCUUAUAUCAAUAAUUUAUAAUAAUGUAAUAAAAUUGAAUAAGAUGAAAACUAUAUUAUUUAAGAAGUUACAACAUGUUUACUUGAUUGUCUUGGUCCAAUCAACACAAUAUAAAUGGAUUAAAAUGAAAAAUUAGAACAUGGUAAUUUUAGCAAUAAAUUUUCUUUCAAAAUAUAUUCUGAUUAAUCUUAAUUAGAACUAUCAUAUUUAAAGGCUAUUGAUAAACCAAUAAUAAUUUGA